AUGUCGAGUGCCGUCCCAAUCGGCGACGUUGAGCAGGCCUCUGCCUCUUCGCACACCGGGGAGAAGGGUGCUUUGUCCCCGGACGCUCUUGCGGCCGUCGCCUCCCAAGACCCCGCAGCGCCCUCGGCGCAGGUCUCGAGCAGGCGCCAGAGGCUGUCCGACUUGUUCACCAUCAUUGCCGCAGGAGCAGGCCUAGCCUCGGACGGCUAUCAGAACAACCUGAUGACCAUGCUGAACGUCCUCUUCACCCAGGAGUACCCGGACGUCUACACGUCGGCCGUCAAGACGCAGGUGUCCAACGCCCUGCUGGUCGGCGAGGUGCUGGGCCAGGUGACCAUCGGGCUGACGUGCGACUACCUGGGCCGCAAGUUCGCCAUCGUGCUCACCACGCUGCUGGUCAUCGUCGGCGGCAUCCUCGCCACGGCCUCGCACGGCGCCACCACCCUGGGCAUGUUCUGGAUGCUGACGGUGGCGCGCGGCGUCGUGGGCUUCGGCGCCGGCGGCGAGUAUCCCGCGGCGUCGACCUCGGCGAGCGAGUCGGCGAACGAGACGGCGCUCCGGAACCGCGGGCCCAUUUUCGUCCUCGUCACCAACCUGCCGCUCUCGUUUGGCGGCCCGCUGGCCGUCAUCGUCUUCCUCAUCGUCAUAUCCGCCGCCGGGGUGACGCGGCUUUCCACCGUGUGGCGCGUGUGCUUUGGCAUCGGCUGCGUCAUCCCCAUCGUCAUCUUCUAUUUCCGCAUGAAGAUGCUGAACUCGAAGCUGUACCGCCGCGGCGCCAUCAAGAAGAGGGUCCCCUACCUGCUCGUCCUCAAGUACUACUGGAAGGAUCUCAUCGGUACUUGUGGAGCCUGGUUCUUAUACGACUUUAUCACGUUCCCGAACGGCGUUUUCUCGGGGACCAUCAUCUCCAGUGUUGUGCAGGGCUCCGACAUUGUCAAGACGGCCGAGUAUCAGCUCCUCCUAGGCGCCAUCAGCCUGCCCGGCGUAUUCAUUGGCGCCUACCUCUGCAACAAGAUUGGUCGGCGGAACACCAUGAUGCUCGGGUUCAGCGGCUACCUCGUCUUUGGCCUGAUCAUCGGCUGCGCGUACGACCAGAUCACCAAGAUCAUCCCGCUGUUCGUGGUCUUCUACGGCCUGAUGCAGUCCUCGGGCAACCUGGGGCCCGGCGACAUGCUCGGCCUCAUCAGCAGCGAGUCCUACGCCACGGCGGUCCGGGGAACCUGCUACGGCUUCUCGGCCGCGAUCGGCAAGGUCGGCGCGGCCGUGGGCACCGAGGCCUUCACGCCGAUCCAGAACAACCUGGGCAAGCGCUGGACCUUCAUCAUCGCCGCCAUCUGCGGCAUCACGGGUGUCCUGGUUACCCGGCUGUUCGUCCGGGAUCUCAAGGGUGAGGACCUGAAGAUGGAAGACGAGAAGUUCAGGGCCUACCUCAUUGCAAAUGGUUGGGUGGGUGAGAUGGGCGAGGAGGAUCUCAAGGGGCUUGCACAGGAGGGCGUCGCCCCGGGUCUGGUCGCUGAGGUUGAGGAGGAAAAGGGUGUAAAGCACUAG
Messenger RNA from Neoarthrinium moseri, 1548 nucleotides. RefSeq lists its product as uncharacterized. The record is from RefSeq and is a predicted model, not a curated record. Gene Ontology annotation, cellular component: plasma membrane. NCBI's taxonomy places the organism in Eukaryota, Fungi, Ascomycota, Sordariomycetes, Amphisphaeriales, Apiosporaceae. The transcript has 3 exons. Bases 1 to 1548 code for a protein of 515 amino acids. Gene Ontology annotation, biological process: carboxylic acid transport; transmembrane transport. Gene Ontology annotation, molecular function: carboxylic acid transmembrane transporter activity.